CAAAUUAACUUUUUAUCAUGUAAUUUUUACAGUAUAAAUAUAAUUUUGCAUCGAUUAAACUAACAUAACACAUCAAGUUGAAACCGAAACAACCUAUUAGAUCAAGUUAAAUUAACGUAAAAACAAGUUGUCAUUACUUUCAUUUAUUCAUUCAUUUUCUUUUUGGCUUAGUCCCUUUAUUAAUCUGGGGUCGCCACAGCAAAAUGAACCGCCAACUUAUCCAGCAUAUGUUUUACGCAGCGGAUGCCUUUCCAGCUGCAACCCACCACUGGAAAACAAGCAUCAUUACUUUUUAUUAUAGAAUUUUUACAGUGUAAAUAUAAUUUAGCAUCAAUUACUUCAAGUUAAAAUUUGUUUACUUAAAAAAACGGGUUUAAACCUGCUAAACUUUCUAAAUCAAGUUAAAUUAAUGUAAAAAAAAAUGUAAAAACGUUACUUUUUAUUAUGUAAUUUUCACAGUAAGUAUAAUAUUGCAUCGAUUAGGCUGACUUCCAGCAGGUUAAAAUUUGUUUAACUUAAGAAAACAUGUUCAAACCUGAUUAACUUUUUAAAAUCUCAUUAAUGUAAAAACAAAUUUUCGUCACUUUUUAUUAUGUAAUUUUACAGUGUACAUAUAAUUUUGCAUAAAUAAGCUAACUAAAAAUAUCAGUUAAAACCUGAUUAACCUUCUAAAUCUAGUAAAUUAACGUGAAACAAGUUGUCAUUACUUUUUAUUAUGUAAUUUUUACAGUGCAAAUAAUUUUGCAUGAUUAAGCUGACUAAAACUUUCAAAAUCACGUUAAAUUAGUGUAAAAAAAGGUGUUGUUACUUUUUAUGUAAUUUUUACAGUAAAUAUAAUUUUGUAUUGAUUAAGCUGACUUAAAACAACAGGUUAAAAUUUGUUUAACUUAAAAAAACAUGUUGAAACCUGAUUAACUUUCUAAAUCAAGUUAAAUGAACAUAAAACAAGUUGUCAUUACUUUUAAUUAUGUAAUUUUACAGUUUAAAUAUCAUUUUCAUUCAUAUAUAUUUUAAUAAACACUUCUGAUAGCGUAGUUGGCUAGUUUAGUUUAGUAUUUUAGUUUGUCUGUUAUGUUGCUGUCACUGCUUUGACACAAACGAAGUAAGAUUAUUCCUGUUAUGCCAACUUUAAACGAUUAUUUGGUUGUAGAAUACGCUGCACUACUUCAUUGUAACCAGAAGAUGGAGCAAUACAUUUUUCCCCUCGCGUUUACAAAUGACUUCUGAUUCUACUCAUAUUGACUGCAAAGAACUGUAAAGCGGCAGGUUCGAGUUUAUAAUUUUAUUUUCCACAAAACAUACAACUACAAACUACAAGCAUCAGAGAUAGGCUAAUUAUUUGAGUACAAGCAAUCUUACUAGAUACAUAAAUACGUCUAAUAUAGAUUUAGAACUGUACUGUAGUAAACCCUAUGUAAACGCUAUUUAAUUACAUUUUUGAAACAAAUGUGAUGUUUUAAGUGCAAUCUGCGCAUGGCAACUAGCGACAUAGCGACUCUAGGAAGGAUGCGGCGAGAUCAGAUGCUUAACGGAACCGGGAAAACUCCGUCACCUGCUGCUGCCUCACAAUACAGUCUCCAAACGUUAAAAAAGCUCUGGAUUGAAUACAAACACGCCCGUAGUCCUGACGCUCCGGUAAUGGCGGAUGAAAGGUAAGAUUGCGCAUGUCGGCUCAUGAUGAAACUGCAUGCCUGCAAGAAUCAGUGGGUGACUGGUCAUCCUGGUGUAUUUACAUUCAGAUAGCAAGAACUCAUUAGAUUCAAGCCUAUUGUCUGACUCUUUAAUGUAUUUACAGAAUAGUUUGUGUUUUAUAACAGCCAGAAUUGACUACUGGAAGGCCAUGAUGACUAAAUAGGCCUAAAUAAAGUAGAAUUGAAUUCAAAUGCAUUUUGAAAUAUAGAUAAAUAUUCUAAACCAAGAUGUAUAAAAAUGACAAGAUUUGAGUCAUUUCUUUCAAUGUUAAGUUUCACAUUUGUAGGCUAUUGAUAAACUGAUUUUAAAGUCCCGCAUUUGACCGUUUCCGUCUCAGAUUGCAAAAUUAUAUAGGACUACUUCUGAUUUUAGAAAACGUAUAAUUAAUACAUCAUCACAUCACCUGUAGAUAAACCUGCUGAAAAAUCGGCUACAUAGCUAAUUUCCUUUCUCAUGUCAUUAAGUUUAUUAACCGCCAGGUGGCGCUGUCGGAAGUGAAUUAUUUCUACUGUAACUGUGAAGCAGAUUGAACUAUAUCAAGCUCUGUUUGUUUGAUGUUUUUAUCUGGCACCAUAAGAUGAAAGCAGGCGAGCAAAUCUAAAUGUGAUUUACGCCUAAUUAAAACAUGAAUAGUAAAGCCUAUUCUAUAAAUUUGGAUUGAAUUUAGGACUUCCAUACAAAAUGGCUGCCCAUCAUUCAAUCAUGUGUUUUAAUCAUCUUCACAGACACUGCCUAUCUCAUAAUACAACAUUAUUAAACAUUAUACUUAAAGUUUUAUUUUGAAUAUAAAUUACAUUUUUAAUAAAACAUCAGACAUUUGACUUUAUUGGCUUCACUAAAUCUAACAACUUAACACUUUUUAUAAAACGCAGUUCUGAGGUAUAAUUCACGAAUUUAUUUUAACUAAGCAUAAAAUGUAGUGCUAAUUUAAAUGUUUGAAGAAAAAGAGGUAAUUCUUAAAACGUUUUGAAAAGCGCGGGAAUAACUGUUUGCCUUUUUUCAACAGGUAUUUGUCGAAUUUGACAAGAUAUAGUCACGCUAAUGAACUUCACAAAGAUUGUCGGCUGUUUUCUGAGAGGUUUUGUUUUGUUAUCCACAUCAGUUUGGAUAAGAAUCUCUACACAUCAUAUCCAGGGUCAGACACGGAUAACAAACAGCAUGGCCGUUCACUCCAUUUCAGGAGGGCCGCGCAGAGGUGGCGGGUCGGACACCGCCAGGACUCCGCCGCAGAGUCUGUCUGGCUCGGGUUACUGCAAGUGGUUCAAUGUCCGCAUGGGGUUUGGAUUUAUAUCGAUGACCAGCAGCGAGGGGAAGCCAGUGGACCCUCCGCUAGACGUGUUCGUUCACCAAAGUAAGCUGGUGAUGGAGGGCUUCAGGAGCCUGCGGGAGGGCGAGCAGGUGGAGUUCACCUUUAAGAGGUCGAGUAAAGGUCUGGAGUCGCUCCGGGUGACGGGGCCCGGGGGAGGCCCCUGCUCUGGCAGCGAGCGACGCCCCAAAGCAAAGGCCCCGCCCCUCAAACGCAAACCAAAGGGAGACCGGUGUUAUAACUGUGGAGGUCUGGACCACCACGCUAAAGAGUGUGGCCUUCCACCCCAGCCAAAGAAGUGUCACUACUGUCAGAGUGUCACGCACAUGGUGGCCCAGUGUCCCCACAAGGGGGCGCCGUCGCCCUCCGCGUCUCAGGACCCGCAACGCCCCUCCACCUCCGCUCAGUCCCCGGAAGAGGAAAGCCGCUCAGGCUCAUCUUCAUCCCCGGAGGAGGCUUCUCAAAGAGGGAGUCGCUCCCAGCGCUGGAGAAAGAGCCGGGACUGAAACAAACACACCUCUCAUCCAGACCAGGCCCGGACACGAAAUCAUCUACCUCAAACAGCUGGGUCACAGACAAGACCCUCCCUUCCCGUGCAGCUAUAUGGUAUCAUAAUGAUGGGUUCACACACACACACACAAACACACACACACACACUUGUUUGUGUGUGUAUGAGUGUACAUACAUGUGUGUGUUCUCACUAAGCAAUCACAACAAACUCUAUGACUGACGUGUGUGUGUGUGUUUGUUUUAGAGCGAAUGUAAGUGUGUAAAUGAGAAAAUAGUAAAGCAAAACAGAUUACGCUUUGAAGAAGAAAAACUUGCAUUAAUGUUUUUAAAAAUUACAAUCCAAAUCAAACAUUUUACCUUCAUAAUGUGAGUAAUGGAGCAGGACUUUCACUUCAAAUGUGCUUUAAUGCAUGGGAUUUGCAUUUGUAAUGUGAACGUUUCGUCUGCUUUUCCUCUGAAAACACUUUUCAGACUGUUUCAGUGUCUUAGAUGGACAACACAACGGUUUUUAACAUUACUAAUAAGUGUUUAUUACAUUAUAAUUUCAGAAUUCAUUACAUAUCGAGGAUCAGGAGGCGGUUCAGGAGACACUAUGAAUUGCAGUGAGUAAUGAUGCUGAAAAUUCAUCUGGGACAAAAUUGUUCGACAUCAGUAACACUUUAAAUAACGGUCUAUUAGUUUGCGUAUUUAAUAACAUGAACUAAGAAUUUACAGUACUUGUUCAUUAUUUAUUAAUCAUAGUUCAACGAUUGAUAAUGCAUUAUUAAAAUCCAAAGUUAUGGUGGUUAAAAUUAGUUAAUGCACUUUGAGUUACACUAACAAUGAACGACUGAAUUGUCAUUAAUUGACAUUAAAAUGAACGAAUAACUGGUAUUAAAUGCGUUGUUCAUUGUUUGUUAAUGAUAGUAAAUUCACAAACUAACAUUAACUAAUGGACCAUUACUUAAAGUGUUACCUUUAAAAUCUAUUAAAACAGAUACUAGUUGGUAACCCUUUAGUUUAGGUCACAAUUCAAGCUAUUAACAAACCAUUAAACAACACUAUUUGCUUAAUAAACUCCUAAUCAGCUGUUUUGUUAAUAGUUAGUAAGAUAGAUGUUGUGUUUAGGUUUUGGGUAGGAUUAGAUAUGUAGAAUAAGAUUAUACUUUUUAACUACUAAUUAACAGGUAAUAUCUUAAUAAUGGGCAGAUAAUAAGUCAGCGGUAAAUGGCGCAUGAAUUGUGACCUAAGCUAAAAUGCUACCGUUGUUUAAAAUAUAUAUCGCAGUUGUUCCUGUGAGUUUAAUUAAAUAAAUGCAACUUUAAAAAACAUUUUCACAAUCCUUAAAUCUCCAAAUAUUUAACAUUUAUUUAAAAUCCUAAUAUCUCGCAAUAAUAUUGCCUGAAAGAGUUUGAGGAAAAGCACAGGUGAAACGUUCAUGUUCAGAUUAAGAACAUGCAUUAUAACUAGUAAAAUCAGAUUCACAUAUAACAGCAAAGAAGUCUCAGUAUUUCACAGUUCGAUUCAUGUUGAAAUGUAUGGGUCCCGGGACAGACGUAUUAUGGCUGGGAAUGGAUAUAACCAAUCAAUAACAAUAUUAUGGGACAAAUAGAAAGUUUUUAAUGGAGAAUAUGUGUUUUAAUUUCUUUUAUAUAUGCGGCUCUCAAAUAUUCUGGUCUUUAGACGAUUAGAUUGUAAGGACUGAAGCGUAAGAGCUUAAUAACUUCAGCCAGAGCAGACUAAUGAACUGAUUGAAACCUAUCAGCACUGUUUAGUUGCAGUGUAAAGCCGUCUUUUGCUUCAUCACAGACACGGUGAUAGUUUAAGACUUUAAUAUAUGUUGAGAUAUUAUAAAUGUUGAAGUGUACUGUAAUAUAUAUGGAACACAUAGGUAGAUGAAGUUGAUUUUUUUUUAUACACACACACACACACACA
This is a messenger RNA of Danio rerio (zebrafish), 5422 nucleotides long. The record is from RefSeq and is a predicted model, not a curated record. Lineage: Eukaryota; Metazoa; Chordata; Actinopteri; Cypriniformes; Danionidae.